Molecule: messenger RNA, 3933 nt
Organism: Hydractinia symbiolongicarpus
Lineage: Eukaryota; Metazoa; Cnidaria; Hydrozoa; Anthoathecata; Hydractiniidae
Product: structural maintenance of chromosomes protein 3-like
Exons: 32
Coding region: 137-3751 (1204 amino acids)
Biological process (GO): mitotic sister chromatid cohesion
Cellular component (GO): chromosome
Molecular function (GO): protein binding; ATP hydrolysis activity; double-stranded DNA binding
Source: RefSeq, a predicted model, not a curated record
AAAAUAAUUCGAAAUUAAUUUUACAAAAGUAGCAAUGUGCAAAAAUAUAAACAAAGUAUAGCUAAAGCUAGCUACCUGGAUAGUAGCUAGCUAAAUAAAGCGAUAAUAAAGGUGUCGUUAUAGAUAAAUUAUCACCAUGUACAUUAAGCAGGUGAUUAUUCAAGGUUUUCGAAGCUAUCGUGAUCAGACUGUUAUAGAUCCAUUCAGCUCCAAGCAUAAUGUUGUUGUUGGCCGAAAUGGAUCAGGAAAAAGCAAUUUCUUUCUAGCUAUUCAAUUCGUUUUAAGUGACGAAUUUAGUCAUAUGAGGCAAGAGGAACGACAACAGCUUUUGCAUGAAGGAACAGGUCCGAGAGUGGUAUCUGCUUAUGUUGAAAUAAUUUUCGACAAUACCGACAAUAGAAUUCCAAUUGACAAAGAUGAAAUUACUCUACGUCGUGUGAUUGGAUCAAAAAAAGAUCAGUAUUUUUUAGAUAAAAAAAAUGUGACUAAAACUGACGUGAUGAACCUGUUGGAAAGUGCAGGUUUUUCGAGGAGCAAUCCAUAUUACAUUGUAAAACAGGGAAGGAUAAAUCAAUUGGCUGUAGCUAAAGACCAUGAAAGAAUAAAAUUGCUGCGUGAGGUGGCUGGAACAAGAGUAUAUGAUGAAAGAAAAAAUGAGAGUCACACUAUAUUAAAAGAAACUGAAAAUAAGCGUGAUAAAAUAGAUGACCUUUUAAAAUAUAUUGAAGAAAGAUUGGGGACAUUAGAAGCAGAAAAGGAAGAAUUGAAACAAUAUCAAAAGUGGGAUAAAGAAAGAAGGUGUUUAGAAUACACGAUACAUGACAAAGAAUUGCGUGAAACAAGAGAGAAACUUGAUCAUCUUGAUUCAUCUCGACAAAAUGAAAACGAAAGGGCCAGUGACUUACAUCAAGAAGCUCAAGAGGCGUCUUCGAAAGUGGAGAUAAUAAAUCAUGAGAUAAAAGAAAUCACAGACAAACAUUCCGUCUUGAAACUUGAAAAAAAGCAGCUUGAUGAGGAAAGGCAGGAACAGUUAAAACAACGCACUAAACUUGAAUUAAAUGUGAAAGAUUUAGAAGAUGGUGUAAAAGAAGAUGCUCAUUUGAAAACCCAAGGUACAAAAGAAUUAGAACAACUAGAGUUAGUUAUAACCGAAAAUGAAGAAAAAUUGGCACAGAUAUUACCUGUUUAUCAAGAAAAGAAAUCAAUUGAAGAAGAUUGCAAAGCUAGGUUACAAUCUUGUGAACAGAGAAGGACAGAUUUGUUUUCAAAACAAGGCCGCGGUACACAGUUUCACAGUAAAGAAGAGCGAGACAGUUGGAUUAAAAAAGAAUUACAAUCACUGAAAUCAAGCGUGGCGAUAAAAGAGCAGCAAAUAUCUCGAUAUAAAGAUGAUGUUAGAGAGACGAGACAAAGAUUUGCGCAAAUUGAUGCUGAAAUCGCUGAACGCAGUGAAAACCUUGAAGAAAGAAGAAGUCAAAUGGAUGCUUCUAAUCGAGAACACUCAGAGUUGAAAAUGAAAAGAGACGAAUUGUUUAACACAAGAAAGGAGUUGUGGAGACAGGAAAAUACAUUAGAAACAGCUAUUCAAUCCACAAGAAAUGAUCUUAGUCGAGCAGAAAGGGAUUUAAGAAAUACUAUGAGCAAGCCUGUAGCGGCUGGUAUUGAAAGUGUAAAAAGAAUUGUGCAAGAAAAAGGGAUAGAAGGCGUUUAUGGACCACUUAUUGAAAAUUUUACAUGCAAUGAAAAGUUUUUUACAGCUAUUGAUGUCACUGCUGGAGGGAAAUUGUUUAACAUCAUUGUGGAUACCGACAAAACUGGGACACAAGUUUUAUCACAUAUAAAUAAAAUGGGUCUUCGUGGAGAAAUAACAUUUAUGCCAUUGAAUAAGUUGCAGUUUAGAGAUCUUCAGUAUCCCUCUUCACCAGACGUUCUCCCAAUGAUAUCAAAAGUGGAAUACAAUGAUUUAUUCAAACCAGCUAUGCAAUUGGCAUUUGGAAAAACAUUAAUCUGCAGAAAUCAAGACAUUUGUUCACAAUUUUCCAAAAGCCACGACAUUGAUACAAUAACUUUGGAAGGAGACAAGUUUAGUCGUCGUGGAACUUUAGAAGGUGGGUUUGUCAAUACAAACCAGUCACGUUUGUUAUCACAAAAAAAGAUCUGGGAACAACAAGCUAAAUUGGAGAAACAAGAAGGUGAACUUCAAGAAGUAAAACUUCAGUUGCAGCAGUUGGAUGGCCAAAUCACUCGUGUAUUAAGUGAUGUACAAAAUAUCGAAACAACUCAAGUUCAACUUAGACACACAUAUGAUCAACAAAAGCAAGAUGUUAAGAAUCUAACAAAAAACAAAUCUGCUUCGGAACAAAGCCUGGGACCAAAGGAAACUGCACUGACCAAUUACGAAGUGGAACUAGAACGCCUUAAAUCACAAAUAAAAUCAUUCCAAGAAGAAGUUGGAACUGAGUUACUUUCCCAGCUCACAAGAACCGAUCAAGAUGAGGUUGACCAGCUGAAUGUCGAGAUUGGUGAAUUAAAAGAUAAGAUUAAGGUUGUUUUUAAAGAAAGAACGCAAUUGGAAGGAAAGAAGCAGAAACUGGAUGAUCUUCUCAAUUCAAAUUUGUAUAAAAAAAGAGACGAACUUCAAACGAAUCUUGAAGAGGUUUGUCUCGAAGAUAAAGGAGAACAAUUAGAAAUUAAACGUUCAGAAUUAAAACGAUUUUCUUCGAUGGUCGAUAAAACUUCAGAACGAAUUAAAGAACUUGAUGCUGAGUUAAGAAAACACAACGAAGAGUUGAAAAAAUUUCAAUCUUCUUUGGAAGAGUGGAAGAACAUAGAGAAAGAAAAGAAGACGGCAAUCGAGGAAGAUUCGAAGUUAAUGGAGAAGAUUGCGAACAAAAGAAGUGUGCUUCUUAAAAAGAAAGAGGAAUGCAUGCGAAAAAUCCGCGAGUUGGGAAGUCUUCCUGCAGACGCUUUCGAGAAAUAUCAUAAAACGGCGAGUAAAGCACUUUGGAAGAAGUUAAAAGAAGCCAAUGAAGAACUGAAAAAAUACAGCCACGUCAACAAGAAGGCUUUGGAUCAAUUUGUUAACUUUUCUGAACAGAAAGAAAAACUAAUCAAACGAAAGGAAGAGUUGGCUAAAGGACACGAGGCUAUUGUUGAUUUAAUGGAUGUUCUUGAACAGCGGAAGCAUGAAGCUAUAUUGUUCACAUUCAAACAGGUAUCGCAUAAUUUCAGCGACAUUUUUAAACAGUUAGUUCCAGGGGGUAAAGCUCAGCUUAUUAUGAAGAAAGAAACUCGGGAUACAGAAGAUGAAAACUCUCAGUCUCAAUCUGACUCAUCAAGUCAACGAUCUGGAAAGAAUUUUGAUGAAUUUAGUGGAAUUUCCAUUAAGGUAUCGUUUACCGGCAAAAGUGCUGAAACUCUAGAAAUGAAUCAACUGUCCGGAGGACAGAAAACUUUAGUCGCUUUAACUUUAAUCUUUGCUAUUCAAAAAUGUGAUCCUGCGCCAUUUUAUUUAUUCGAUGAAAUUGAUCAAGCGCUCGACCCGUCGUAUCGCAAAUCUGUUGCAGCUAUGAUCCACAGCUUAGCUGAAAAAGCCCAAUUUAUUACAACUACUUUCCGUCCCGAACUUUUGGAAUCUGCCGAAAAGUUUUACGGAGUUCAAUUUAAAAAUAAAGUUAGUCACAUAUUAUCAAUCUCAAAGAAUGAUGCGAAAGAUUUUGUUGAGGAUGACUGUCAAGCGAGUGAAAAGUAGCUGCUGCUGUUACUGGAGGAGUAAACAGAUGCUCCUCUCGACUUUUUGAAGUGUGUUGAAACAUGACAAGAUAUUUACUUUCCAUUUUAACACUAUUUAUAAAGUGUAUAUAAUUUCGACGUUUUCAAAAACUUGUUUUAACCAUAGAUGUAAAAAAAAAUGACUUUACAUUUUGUUUCUCA